Molecule: messenger RNA, 306 nt
Organism: Striga hermonthica
Lineage: Eukaryota; Viridiplantae; Streptophyta; Magnoliopsida; Lamiales; Orobanchaceae
Source: the annotation of a GenBank genome assembly
AUGAUGGUUCUGGAGUCAAGCUCGUCCUCGUGGACGCGAAUCCUCCUUGGAUCGUCGUCUGAAACGGAAACGGGGGGCUCCUCGGUGAAUCAACCGGAAGCUAGGCAUCCUGCUAAUGCGGGCGCCGGGGGGCAGGAAGCUGGUCCAUCGCUCCCUGUGGUCCCCUAUCCCAAUCAACCUGAUGAGGUAAUAGGUGGGGAUUCUGUAAAUGCCAUCAAACGGCGGCUUUUAGAGAAAAUACCUUGGCCUUCGGCCCAUGAGAUAGAGAUGGCCCGGCUCAAAGCCUCACUCCUCUCGCUUUGCUGA